Messenger RNA from Camellia sinensis, 1321 nucleotides. The record is from RefSeq and is a predicted model, not a curated record. Lineage: Eukaryota; Viridiplantae; Streptophyta; Magnoliopsida; Ericales; Theaceae.
CCAAAUUCCAGUUCUAUAAAUGGGCAGUUCUGGGCAGUUCAACUGCAGUGUUAAUGGGAUUGAUGACAGAAAUUUUUAUCUGACUAGAAGCACACUAUUCUCCAAAAGUACGAUAAGUUGUUUUUCAAGUGUCAUAGUUCCAGUGUUUCAAUCUGCAGCUCAGGCUCUGGAGGGUAAUUCAUCUUCUUCAACAAGUCUAAAGGCAGCUCUUGAUGGUGGUUUUGGGUUGCAGUGGUCUGCAAAUAGUGAUCUGUGCAGUCAAUGUGUCACAUCGGGUGGGCAAUGUGGGUAUGAAUCGGGUUCAAGCUCAUUUACCUGCUUUUGCUCAGAUAAAGCUUAUGCAUCCUCAUGCUCUGCAACUCAGAAUGGAUCAACUAAAGGGCUCCAGAUUUGGUUGAAAAUUGGUAUAGCCUUCUCACUCAGUUUUUAUGUUAAGAAAAUAGAAAUAUUUAAUAGUGAGGGAGUGGACACCAAAUAGUGUACUCUAAACAUUAGAUUCAAUUUAGAAUUUCAUGCCUUGGAAAUGUCUGAGAGGGGAACCAAUGAACAAAAGCAACCAUUUAAGAAAUGAUUUCACUCCAUGGGAUAUUAUGGUGGUCUCUUUACAUCAAAAUUAUUGCUACAAAUGUGACAGUUUGAUUUGGAAACUUCUGGACGCAUACAUGGAUGGAUUUUUGUCUAUGAUUUUUUUGUUGCUGUUUUGUAUCAUCUCCUAGGUGGAUAGUCAUGAUUAGCUCAUUGUUUGAAAAAAAUCAUUAAGGAAUUAAUGAAGACGAACAAGAUCUCCCUAUGUGCCCCCGGUGAUGUUCAAACUUAAACAAAAUUAUGAGAUAUAUAGCAGUCCGCAAUUUGUAAAUGGCAGAAACUUAAAUGAGCCAAUUUCCAUAUACAUGUUUGGCAAAUGUUGUAAAUGAGUGAAGUGAUAAAUUAGUAUGCUCUUUCUUGAUAUUGAUGCUGCCAUGAUUGUUAUUAUUAUUCUUGUUAUUGUUGUGGUUAUUAUUAUAUUGUGAGAAGUAGAGAACGUAGCUAAAGGGGUCCACAACAAAUUCAUUUUCUUACUAUUUUUACAUACUUUGACUCAGAGUUUGGUAGGUUAAUUGCAGAGUAUCCAUUUCUGAUUUUGUGUUUUGUUCAAUAUUUGUGUGGCUAUGAAAACAUUGGAGAUUUAUUCAUUCUUUUGUCUAGAACCUGCAAGACUUUACAUUUGAAGUCUCUAGCUAAAGAAAGCUUUUAAAAGGAAAAGAACAGAAAAAGUAUAAAGUUUAUCUGGAAUUGACAUAAAAAAAGUUGAGGAAUUGAUCUUAAGUUAUUGAUUACCUUC